GCCAUUCGUGCUUAUAAAGAUCGCAGUUCGGGCCUUGCCAUGCAUAUAUACACUUAAGCAACAGAUAUACAGGACACGAGUAUCAGGGAGGAAGACGAGGAAACGUUGAUGGCCGGCGGUGAAGAGCUGAAGCUGCUGGGGUGGUGGGCGCCCGGGGUGAGUCCCUACGUGCUGCGCGCCCAGAUGGCGCUCGCCGUAAAGGGGCUGAGCUACGACUACCUCCCCGAGGACCGCUGGUCCACGAGCGACCUCCUCAUCGCGUCCAACCCCGUGUACAAGAAGGUGCCCGUCCUCAUUCACAACGGCAGGCCCGUCUGCGAGUCGCUGCUCAUCCUGGAGUACCUCGACGACGCCGUCGGCCUUGCCGGCAACGGCAAGCCCAUCCUCCCCGCAGACCCCUACAGCCGCGCCGUCGCUCGCUUCUGGGCCGCCUAUGUGAACGACAAGCUGUUCCCUUCGUGCACCGGGAUCCUCAAGACUACGAAGCAGGAGGAGAGAGCCGGUAAGAUGGAGGAGACCCUGUCCGGGCUCAGACACUUAGAAGCUGUCAUGGCGGAGUGCUCCGAAGGGGAGGCGGAGGCGCCGUUCUUCGGUGGUGACGCCAUCGGGUUCCUCGACAUCGCGCUCGGGUGCUAUCUUCCCUGGUUUGAGGCAGCAGGCCGCCUGGCCGGCUUGGGGCCGAUCAUCGACCCGGCGAGGACGCCGAAACUAGCUGCGUGGGCGGAGCGGUUCAGCGUCGCCGAGCCGAUCAAGGCGCUGCUGCCUGGGGUCGACAAGCUGGAGGAGUACAUCACUACGGCGCUUUAUCCAAAGUGGAACAUCGCGGUCACCGGCAACUAAUUAAAGAUCUCGUCGUUCCACUAUGGCAAAAGAAAUAAAAAAUGGCGUCGUUCGAUUACCAGCGGAGGAUCUCUGCCUUGUGAGUAGCUGUUUUCACGUCAAGAGUUGAACUGUUACUACUAAGUCGGGUUUCUUUUUGCGAGGGUUAGUGGGUCGUGGUCAUGAAUAAUGCACAGGCGUGCACUCUCUUCGAUCUGAGUUGUGAUAUGUUGUUUCGUGAAUAAAUUGAAGCGUCGUCGAUCUUGCA
Molecule: messenger RNA, 1087 nt
Organism: Aegilops tauschii subsp. strangulata
Lineage: Eukaryota; Viridiplantae; Streptophyta; Magnoliopsida; Poales; Poaceae
Product: probable glutathione S-transferase GSTU6
Biological process (GO): glutathione metabolic process
Cellular component (GO): cytoplasm
Molecular function (GO): glutathione transferase activity
Source: RefSeq, a predicted model, not a curated record